Podospora pseudopauciseta is the source of this 1344-nucleotide messenger RNA. RefSeq lists its product as uncharacterized. Lineage: Eukaryota; Fungi; Ascomycota; Sordariomycetes; Sordariales; Podosporaceae. Gene Ontology annotation, biological process: regulation of gene expression. The coding region runs from base 1 to 1344 and encodes 447 amino acids. Gene Ontology annotation, cellular component: nucleus. The record is from RefSeq and is a predicted model, not a curated record. The transcript is spliced from 3 exons.
AUGUCGCAUCCUGAGUCUGGCGACGAAGAGGACUCCCUGUCCCCUCCUCCGAACAAUGCAGCAAGGAGAGAGGGAGCGCCAAAUCUACCGUCAGUCAGUGGGAUGUAUUCUCACUCAGAUCUAUCAACAGUGGCGGACGGGACUAGCCCAUCAUCAGGAAUCAACGGCAGCAGUUCGCAGCAAUCACCGGCCGGCGGUUCGUCUUUUUACGGCCACGGAAGCUGGCCUACGCCGGUGGCCCCGGGCAGCUACGGUUAUUCGGGCAACAAUUCCACCUCCGGGGCCUUCCAACGACCUAUUCCCUUCAAUUUUACCUCCCCACUCCCACAGUAUCACGGGCGAACCUCAUCAUCCCCAGCUAACGGCGGGGCCUUGCCGAGCGUCUCAGCAUACCAAGGUCAUCCGCCGUUCUCCAGUUCAGCAGGCGGCGGUGGUGGUGGCGGCAGUGGUGUGAACGGAGGCGGGGGGCUAGGAACCAACGGUGCUGGCGGAAACAACGCUGGUGUGAAUGGGAGUGCUGGCUCUUUGGUUCUUUACGGUUCAAGCAUGCCUUCCCACUCCCAGGAGUCACCAUCACCGUCGGUUCUUGCUUUGCCCGAUCUCGCAGGUCAGGGCCAGGCAGCACCUCAGUCGUCGACGAAUCGAGGUUCACCGCCGGUCGGGUCAGAGUACCGUUCACCUUCGGCGUCUUACUACCCAACAGCGUCGUCGCCGCAGCAAGGGACGUUCCCUUAUGCCUCCCAGCCCGGACCAUCCCCGAACGCCACGGGUGGGCCUCUCCCUGGGAGAAACCCCCUAGGUCCUCUGAUGCCAGGGAUGCAUUCUCCGAUAUAUGCCGGAUCCCAUCGGCCUCAUCACCAGCCCCCAGCCACGUAUCCUCCGUACCCAAGCAUGCAGGGCUCGAUGAUGACCAAUUUGCAUCAGCCAAACCAGCCCAUGGUGGUGUAUGGUCAUGUUUCUCAUCCGUAUCCCAUUCACAACUACGCGGGAUACCACCACCCGCAACCGCCGCUGCAAGAUCGUCCUUUCAAGUGUGAUCAGUGCAACCAUAGCUUCAACAGAAACCAUGACCUCAAGAGGCAUUCAAGGAUACACUUGGCCGUCAAGCCUUUUCCAUGUGAUAACUGCGAAAGGACCUUCUCGAGGAAGGAUGCACUCAAGCGGCAUAUGUUGGUCAAGGGAUGCCUGUCCAAGGACAAAGGCAAGGGUAAGGGCAGAGACAGGGACAAGGACAAGGACAGGGACAAUGCCGCGGCUCCCAGAAAUGCAAACGCUCAAGGCGAGAGCCCACCUACGAGUGACGGGGAUUCCUCUAGCCCGACGGCUUUGAGGAAGAGGCAGUAG